AUGGAGCAAACGGAGCAGGAUCACUUGCCUCGAGAUCAACCACCGUCCUACUCUCUGGCGCAAUCUCAUGAUCCAAAUGCUUUGAAUUUACCUUCCGUACCCACCGCAGAUCCACCAGCACCACCCCCCGUACAUCAUGAACGUACUUUACCUCCGUUGCCUCUGGCGCCCGUCGAGUCGCGGUAUAGAGCCGAAGAACAUAUCACAAUCUGGCCCUCCUCCAAUCCUUUGACCGCCUAUUACCAACCAGGACCGUCGCAGCUCUCUCCAAAAACAGGUCCUACCAUGGCUACGGAUUUACCCAGCAGAAUGGACGUUGAUACUCCAGACAGUCGCGGGAGGAGGGGUGGAAGUGUUUUGUCGAUAGAUGAUCCAGAUGUGCGCCUCGCUGCGGAAGCGUUGGGAGACCUGCGAGCCGAUUUUGUGCAGUCGCCAACGCAGAGAAACAUGUCAAUCCCUCGCAAUUCCCCCCGAAACCCAAAUAGCGGGGCACAAAACGAACCUCUACUUUCCCUCCUUACCACAUCACAUCCUCUUCUCGGCACAGCCAUUGGUGGCUCUCUUUCCGCAUAUUCUGCUUCGAAGAAUUAUAGUCCUAGAUUCAAGUCUAGCGCGGAGUUUUUGGAGAAUAGAUUUUCGCCGGUUGUCAAUACCAUAACGUCGGUAAAUCGGAUGACAGGUGUAGAAGGAGGGGUACGGUGGUUUCUUGGAGGUAGACGACCCAGUCAUCUUUCACCAGUAGAUUCGAUGGAGAGUGGGAGGGAAGGAAGUAACAAACGGAGAAAGGUGGUUACGGAUGACGAAGAGACUGAUCGACAUAUGUCAUAUGAUUCAUAUCCAGUUCAUCGACAAGAUCUCCAGCAUAGACAAAGAGCCCAAAGUCAAGCUUCUCAAGUCGAUAGUCUUCCAGCAUAUGAUGAAUACCGGAGCCCGAGUUACGAAGAUACACAACAAGCGCUCAUUCCUAAACAAGAUUCAAGGGAAGUUUCCAAUUCGAAUAGUUCAUGGCAGUCGUUCGUAUUGUCAACGAGUGGCUUGAGCGUUGCGAUGAGCGAGGAAAGUUUGCGAAGUCUAAAAUAUUGCCUUGGCUGGUUGAGGUGGGCAAAUGAACAUAUUGGGAAAGUAAUAUUGGCAUUGAAAUCAGUCUUGGAGCAAUACGAGAAUCCGCCACCAUCCGGCACGACGAUCGACUCGGGCGAAGGUGGAGAGAAAGGCAAUUCCUUAAUACCACGAAGUGAAGCCGAAAGGAUCGCACUCAAUGCCAAGGUAGCAGAAUUAAAGAAGGAUGUCCUGAAAACAUUAAAGAGCGUCGUUGACAUCGUCUCAAAAUAUGCUGGUGGGGCACUUCCAGAGAAUGCUAGGAUCUUGGUCCGAAAACACCUCACUUCUCUACCUCAGAGAUUCCGUCUCGCCAAUUCCCGAACGUCAGAUCAAAAUCCGAGGGGUUUGGAACAAGGCGAUGCGGAGGUCACUGAUGGUGCGAAUAGGGUUCUUGUACUCGCCAAAGAGGGCUUGGAUAUGAUGGCUCAAGUCUCGGGCGUAUUGGAUGGAACGAUUGUCAGUGCUGAAGAGUGGUGUGAGAAGUUGGGAAGGAAAAAGAGGGAAGAGCAAGGCGAAGAGGAUGCAGCGAUGCGCCACAGCACGAUGGAGAAGCAACAUGAUUUUGAAAAAGGGGGAUAUCAAAUCCAAAACGGAGACGAGAAAACGGGUUAG
Molecule: messenger RNA, 1713 nt
Organism: Glarea lozoyensis ATCC 20868
Lineage: Eukaryota; Fungi; Ascomycota; Leotiomycetes; Helotiales; Helotiaceae
Exons: 2
Coding region: 1-1713 (570 amino acids)
Biological process (GO): phospholipid biosynthetic process; endoplasmic reticulum unfolded protein response; regulation of transcription by RNA polymerase II
Cellular component (GO): endoplasmic reticulum; nucleus
Molecular function (GO): transcription corepressor activity
Source: RefSeq, a predicted model, not a curated record